UAGCCUACACACACAUAUAUUAAAACACAUCCUCCUCUGUUCUAUUUCCAUCAUCAUCAUCAUCACCACCUUCUUCAUUCUCAUCCUUUGCACCACAAUAACAAUUCAGCUUUUUAGGGAUUCAAAUAUCAGAACUGUUUUAGGUCUUCGAUUUUUUUCGAAGGCCACCAUUAUUAGGAUUGAACUGUUUUCUGAUUGAAGUCUUAGACACUGACAGAACUAAAAGACUAUGGGAAAUCGUGGGCAAAAACGAGCUGAGAUGCCUGACGAAUUGCCGGCAGAUAAGAGGGCUUGUAAUUCUUCGGAGUUUAAGCCAAGUUCAUCCAACUCAUCAAUUCAAACUCAUGUUAAUUCCACUAAUUCUACACCCGAAGCACGGGAAGCUGAUAUGGACACUUCAUCCUCUGCUUCAACUUCGGGUUCAGCUUCAAGCCAAUCAGAGGAGGAAGAUCCUGACAGGGAUUCAGCUUAUGGCUCUUGUGAUUCUGGUGGUGGAAUAGCAAGACAGAGUAGUUUGCGCCAUGUGCAGAGGCAGAGAUCACUUGGCGAUAAUGGAAGACUGACUACUGUUUUAUCCAAUUUGACUGAGGGGACUGAGCCUUCAGGGAAAUUAGCGGCUCUUGCAGAAUUGUGUGAAGUUCUAUCAUUCUGUUCCGAUGAUUCUCUUUCUGGUAUGAUGGCAGAUUCAUUAUGCCCAGUUCUUGUUCAGCAUGCGAGGAAUGAGAGCGACCCGGAUGUUAUGUUGUUGGCUAUAAGAGCUUUAACUUAUCUAUGUGAUUUGUUUCCUCGAGCAUCUGGUUUUCUUGUUAGACAUGAUGCGGUUACUGUUCUUUGUCAAAGAUUGAUGGCCAUCGAGUACUUAGAUGUAGCUGAACAGUGCUUGCAAGCAUUGGAGAAAAUAUCAAGGGAACAGCCACUGCCAUGCUUACAGGCUGGAGCCAUUAUGGCUGUUUUAAGUUUUAUAGACUUCUUCUCCACAAGUGUACAAAGGGUUGCACUUUCAACAGUGGUUAAUAUAUGCAAGAAGUUACCGACUGAACGCCAUUCUCUUUUCAUGGAGGCUGUUCCGACAUUAUGCAAUCUUCUACAGUAUGAGGAUCAACAGGUUGUUGAAAGUGUAGUUGUUUGCUUGAUAAAAAUAGCAGAGAGAGUCAGCGAGUCUCCUGAGAUGCUUGAUGAACUUUGUAAGCAUGGAGUAGUGAAUCAAGCUGCAAAUUUGUUACACUUGAACGGCCGAACCACUCUAUCCCAACUGAUAUUCAAUGGUUUGCUUGGGCUACUUGUCAAACUUGCUUCUGGUUCAUUAGCUGCUUUUAGGUCUCUCUAUGAGCUUAACAUUAGCAGCACUUUAAAGGACAUAUUAUCUGCUUAUGAUGUAACACAUGGAAUGUCUUCCCUCUAUACUGUAGAUGGGCAAAGCAAUCAGGUACAUGAAGUUCUGAAGCUGCUAAAUGAGCUUCUUCCUCCCGUACCAAAGGAUCCAAAUCAACAAGAAGUGUCAGAUAAAGAAUCAUUUUUACUUAAUCACCCUGAUCUCUUGCUUAAGUUUGGGUGUGAUAUACUACCCAUGUUGGUCCAGGUGGUUAAUUCUGGUGCAAACUUGUAUGUUUGCUAUGGCUGCCUAUCUAUUAUCAAAAAGUUGGUUAAUUUCAGCAAAUCCGACAUGCUUGUUGAAUUACAUAAGAAUGCAAACGUUCCAAGUUUCCUGGCUGGUGUUCUUACACGGAAGGAUCACCAUGUGCUGAUAUUGGCCCUGCAAAUUGCUGAGAUACUUUUGCAGAAGCUCGCAGAUAUGUUCCUGAAGUCUUUCAUCAAGGAGGGUGUUUUUUUUGCCAUUGAUUCUCUAUUGAUGCCAGAAAAAAGUUCAGACUUAAUGUUCCCAUUAUGUAAUAGCAUCCAGCUGCCAUCUGAGCCCAGUCAAAAUUUUGCCUCAAAGGCUGUUCUAAGAUGCUUAUGCUAUGCAGUUGACACUGGUCAGUCUCUUCUCGCCUCAGAAACAGCAACAUGCAAGCUUGACAAAGAUAGUGUUAAAAGCAUUGCAGAGCACAUAAAGUCCACUUACAUGGCUCCUGAUUUUUGUGACUCUGAGCAUGAAGUGACAGAUAUCCUGCGGAAGCUCGGAGAACUUUCUGCUUCAUUGAGUGAUAUAAUGAAUAUGUCUGCAAAGGUUGAUGUUUCCAGUCAAGAUGAGGAAAGAUUUUAUUGUUUAUUAUAUCAAGUUAUGGAAAAGCUGAAUGGAAGAGAAUCUGUUUCUACUUUUGAAUUUAUUGAAAGUGGAAUUGUGAAAUCAAUAGUAAAUUACAUAACAAAUGGUCUGUAUCUUAGAGAAAGAUUAGAACUUGAUAAACAUGCCCAUUAUUAUGUUGUGGAAAAAAGAUUCGAGGUGCUCGCUAGGCUCUUUUCCUAUAAUUCAAGCCUCGCCGAAGAGUUGCCAGUGACAGUUUUGGUAAGAAAACUGCAAAGUGCAUUAUCUUCUUUGGAGAAUUUCCCUGUUAUUUUGACCAAUUUAUCUAAUAAGCAAAGGAACUGGUACAUAACUGUUCCUCAUGGACGUUGCAUUCCUUACCCGUGCCUGAAACUUCAUUUCUUGAGGGGAGAAGAGGAGCAAUAUCUUUCUGACUAUUCGGGUGAUGCUGUCACUGUUGAUCCAUUUUCUUCUUUGGAUUGCAUUGAAGGAUUUUUGUUACCUAAAGUUAGAAGAAAAAGAACUGAACAAAAAGAAGCAGUUGCUCAAGUGUUGGAUCCAAUGGAAAGUGCACAGUAUGAAAUUCCCUCAAAUAUGGAAUCUAGCCAAGGUGAAACUUCAGCUCAUCUGCAGUCCGACAGCACAUCCAUUGAUUUGUCCAAGAUGCAGGAGGGUGAGGCUAAAUUAUCAGAGUCAUCACUGGAACAGUUUGUAAAUUCUCAAAUGAGAAAUCAUGGCAAAAUUUCACCUUCACAUGAUACUGACGCAGCUUCUGCAGAGCAGGUAAUGCAAGCAGACAUCAGUAGAAAAUGUCAGAAUUCCCCAUCCUCUGGCAAGGAUGAUGCUGUACCAAAACUGGCAUUUUAUCUGGAAGGAGAAGAGUUGAACCGGUCUUUGACACUAUAUCAGGCAAUUCUCCAGCACAAAAUCAAAGCUGACCAUGAAUUUAAUUUGGGAGCAAAACUUUGGAGUCAAGCAUACACACUCACUUAUAGAAUAGCUGCAAAAUGUGAAGAUGAUAAUCCUGAAGAAUGUCAAAAUUCAGCUCAAACUUCCUCUAUUUUGGAUAAGAUAGACAACUAUAUGCAGUGCACUUCAUUUUUCACCAGCAUGCUUAAUUGUGAGCUUACUUGUGACUUGGACAAGUCGAGCCCUACUUAUGCUAUAAUAUUCAUGCUUAAAAGUUUGGAGGGCUUGAACAGGUUUACAUUUCACCUGACAUCUCAUGCAAGAGUGCAUGCAUUUUCUGAAGGGCUAAUUGAUAACUUGGAUAAUUUAAGGGUAGCAGUUCAUUCAGUCUCACAAAAUGAGUUUGUGAGCAGUAAGUUAACAGAAAAACUGGAACAACAGAUGAGGGACUCUUUGGCUGUGAAUGUAGGUGGUAUGCCCUUGUGGUGCAAUCAGCUUAUGGCUUCAUGCCCUUUUUUGUUCAGCUUUGAGGCAAGAUGUAAUUACUUCAGGUUGUCAGCAUUUGGACCUCGGCCAGUUCAAGCAGACAAUUCAGGAAUUUCAAGAGAUUGGCGCACAGGUUCAGGCAGUUCGCCAGGCAAGAAGUUUGUAGUUUGGCGUGACAGGAUUCUGGAGUCUGCUUCCCAAAUGAUGGACCUUUAUGCUCAUGUGAAAGUCCCUGUUGAAGUUGUAUACAAUGAAGAAGUUGGGAGCGGUCUUGGUCCGACAGUGGAAUUCUAUACUCUGGUCAGUCAUGAGUUUCAAAAAUCCGGUCUUGGCAUGUGGAGGGAGGACCAUAAUUUAUUUGCAGAUAGGAAAGGAUUGCAUAUGGAGGAUGCUGAAAUUCUGAUGUCCUCUUUUGGCUUUUUCCCUCGUCCUUGGUCACCAAUGCUAGAUACAUCUUAUGGGAUGCAGUUUUCUGAAGCUAUUAAGAACUUUGUCCUGAUGGGUCAAAUGGUAGCAAAGGCUCUUCAAGAUGGAAGAGUCUUUGAUCUGUCAUUCUCCAAAGCCUUCUAUAAGCUUAUUCUUCAGCAGGAACUUAAUUUGUACGAUAUUCAGUCAUUUGAUCCCGAAUUGGGCAGGACACUGUUAGAGUUUCAGGCUCUGGUUCAGAGGAAGAAGUUCUUGGGAUCAGCUUUAGGAGAAAACUCAUGUUCAACAUUUGAUGCAUGCUUUCGGAAUACCAGAAUUGAGGAUCUCUCUCUUGACUUCACUCUUCCUGGAUAUCCUGAUUACAUUCUUCACCAAGAUCACAAAAUGGUAAAUAUGGAUAACUUGGAAGAGUAUAUCUCUCUUGUUGUGGAUGCUACUAUACAUGCUGGAAUUUCCAGACAAGUUGAAGCUUUCAAGUCUGGAUUUAAUAAGGUUUUCCCAAUCAAGCAUCUUCAGGUUUUUACCGAGGAGGAACUAGAGCGAUUACUAUGUGGAGAACAUGACAUUUGGGCGUAUAAUGAGCUUUUGGAUCAUAUCAAGUUCGAUCAUGGAUACACUGCUAGCAGUCCUCCAAUAUCUAAUUUAUUGGAAAUUAUGCAAGACUUCAAUCGAGAAAAACAGCGAGCAUUUCUGCAGUUUGUAACGGGGGCACCACGGCUUCCUCUGGGAGGUCUGGCAUCUUUGAAUCCAAAAUUGACAAUUGUCCGGAAGCAUUCUAGCAACUUCGUAGAUUUAGACCUACCUAGUGUGAUGACUUGUGCCAAUUACCUGAAGUUGCCACCUUAUACUUCAAAGGAAAAAAUGGAAGAGAAGCUUUUGUAUGCCAUAACAGAAGGGCAAGGCUCGUUCCACCUUUCGUAGCCGCAUAGAUUGUGAAUUUGUAAGUAUUAGGAUAGGUGCUUAUGUACAGGGAAAAGAAUGAACGGCCGGUGAGCAAGCGCGACACUGCUGGUGGAGGUUUUGGUUAGAAAAGGAGCUGAUUGUUAUGAAACAAGAGGAAGCUCCUCAUCUUCCGCGAUAACACUUUGUUGUGACACGGACAUGGGGUGAAGACAGAGGUAGUUUAGUUUAUAGAGGUUUGGAAGUUGUACAGAGGAAGAGAACUGACUUUCGAACAUUUUAUGGCAGAUCUGUGUACAUACAGAUAGAGCUAGUUGGUGGUUUUUGGAUGGAAAUGGAAAUAUAUUUUGGAUUUUGGGUUUUAGUUUUUUAGUUUUUUAGUUUUAGUAACAUAUUAUUAAUGUGAUUGACAAACUUGCUUAACCCAAGCAUGGCCAGUACACUCUCUUCUGCCUCUUUUUGGCUUGUAUAUAAACUUCUUAUGAUCUA
Molecule: messenger RNA, 5395 nt
Organism: Mercurialis annua (annual mercury)
Lineage: Eukaryota; Viridiplantae; Streptophyta; Magnoliopsida; Malpighiales; Euphorbiaceae
Product: E3 ubiquitin-protein ligase UPL4
Exons: 18
Coding region: 230-4927 (1565 amino acids)
Biological process (GO): proteasome-mediated ubiquitin-dependent protein catabolic process; protein polyubiquitination
Molecular function (GO): ubiquitin protein ligase activity
Source: RefSeq, a predicted model, not a curated record